AUGACGUUUGAUGCUGUAGACUGGUGGGAAGCGUUGAGCAUCGAGAACCGUACCGAGAAUGACACCGAACUCAGCAAAACCGAGAUAAAGAAGGCUCGUAAACAAAUGCACAGCCUUCUCAUCUCUGCUGUAUGUGAAGAAAUACAACCAACAGUCGUCUCCGCCGAAAAUGCAUUCCAUGCAUGGAAGGCGCUCAAAGACCUCUACGAUCAUGUCUCACCCAACACCACGAUCAUCAUCCUCAGCCACGUCCUAGACACGAAGAUGCAAGAAAGCGGAUCACUGAACGAGCAUCUCGCGACCUUCGAUGCGAACUGGAAUACUCUCAAGUCCAGAUGCCAAAGCGCAGACCACAAACUCGCUGAGGCUCUCCUACCCCUCACCAAAUCCAACGAAGCCAUGGCGGCAUUCCUCCUAAGCUCGCUACCCAAAUCGCUGAGCAACGUGGUCGACAACAUCCAGACCAAACAGGAUAUUACCUAUGGAGACGUACGCCAACGACUACAAAACCUGGAUGAGGUAGCCCCUCAAACAGGGAACAAAGUGCUCCAUACCAGGAGUACUACAAGCGACAAGGAAUGCACCUGGUGCAAGAAAAGGGGCCAGCCUUACAAAGGCCACGAGUACACGGAGUGCAGAAAGCUCAAAGAACAGAACAAGAACAGUAAGGGAAGGAGAAAGGACAACUCGGCAUCGGUUGUAGUAAAUGACUCUACAACCACUAUCUGUAUGGUACGCCACGACAUCUAUCAACCCCUUACUUGGAUCCUUGAUUCUAGAGCGACCUCUCACAUCACACCCUUCCAAGUCCAACUCAUCAACAUCCGACCUCACACCGGCAACGUCCGAACAGCUGAUGGAACCAACCACGCUGUCACCAGAAUGGGAAGCGCUAGUUUCAGCUACCACCUUCCCGAUGGAAGUAGAUCUUCCAUUCUCCUCACCGAUGUGCUGUUGGUCCCAACCUUGGGAAAUGUGGGAUUAGUCUCCGAAACCGUGCUCGACAAAAAGGGAUUUAGAACGGAGUCAGGAGGAGGAAGCAAGUUGGUUACAAAAGAAAAGAAAGGAAUAAUCUGGGCAAAAUUGGAGAAGGGACUUUGGAAUGUACAAGUAGUUAGCAAUACAGUUCGUUUGACCACUUACGAUGAAUGGCAUCAAGCGUUAGGCCACCCUGCAACACUACAAAACUUGUAUCACGACAUUCAAAGGCUGCCUCCCAAACCAGAAAACCUAUCUGGAAAGUUCAGUAUACAGUCACAAGGAAAAGCUCAGUACUAUAUGUCCUUCAUUGAUGAUUACACCCGCUUCGCUUGGAUAUAUCUCCUAAAACAGAAAGAAGACGCAAAGAAGGCCAUCAACGACUACGGUACCCGGAUCGAGAAACAGUAUAGCACAACAAUACUGAGAUUCAGAACGGAUGGCAGAGGUGAAUACAUCAACAAGGACAUAACGAACUACUUCGACACACAAGGAAUAGUUCAUGAACAGACUCCCCCAUACACUCCUGAAUCUAAUGGAGUUGCAGAACGAUUCAACAGGACGGUAACCACAAUGGUCAGGUGCAUGAUCAUGGACCAUCCUAAUUCGUUGUGGGGAGAAGCAUACGCAACAGCUGUCUACUUCAAAAACAGACUACCUCACAGUACGCUUAAGGGAAAGACCCCCUUUGAAGCCCUAAAAGGAACCAAGCCAAGUAUACAACACCUUCAACUAUUCAGUAAAAAAUGCUACGUACACAUCCCAGAAAACUCUAUGCCAGCAGGAAGCAAACUAGCACCCCGAGCGUAUGAAGGAAUCAUAGUUGGAUACUCAGACAGUAAUAAGAAAUACCGUAUCUGGAUAGGAACACAACAUAGAGUAAUUGAAAGUCGGAACGUCACAUUCCCCCCUCCUGAAUCAGGGGAAGUUUCAGUGGAACUCGACUUCAUCUCCAGCCUGAAACCAGACGCGGCAAGUGCACCAUCAGACGAUGGAUCCGAAUCAGAAGACAGGUAUGAUCCAGAACCCGAAUCGUCAGCAAUCGAAGAAAACCUGAAGGAAGACGUAAGUAGACUGGGAGCCGGGUUGACGGGGCUCACUCCCGGACCUCACUUUACAGGAUCUGAUAAACAAGACACUAAUCAAAAACUACCAGGAGAUUUCCCGGCAUCACCGGAACGAAAGAAAGUCCAACUACCAAAGACGCCAAACAAGGGAAAACAACCUGAGUCAUCAGAUCCACCACCAGCUCCAAGACGAUCAAGUCGUGUCCGCAAGAAAAUGGAUUAUGAGCUUGAUAAGGAAAUAAGAAGGAAGGAAUACAACAACAAGGUAAUACAACAACAGGAGCAACUAAAAGGGUACAUUGAAUCAGUUAGAGAGGACGGUCCACGGGAUGAAGGCGAACAACAAGCUAUGAUUAAAGAAUUCAAAGGCGACCUCAUAAAGGCCAGAAAGGAUCUGGACCUAGAGCACCAAGAUGUAUCCAAUGAACCCGCGAUCUAUCGUAUACACCUUGUAACCGAACCUUCAACCUAUAAUCCAGCCAUGAACAGCGACGAUCAACACCUAUGGAAAAAGGCGAUACAGACUGAAAAAGACGCCCUUGACAAAGCCCAUACCUGGGAUAUUGUCAACCGACCAACCAACCGAGCAGUAGUCAAAGGGAAGUGG
Molecule: messenger RNA, 2652 nt
Organism: Morchella sextelata
Lineage: Eukaryota; Fungi; Ascomycota; Pezizomycetes; Pezizales; Morchellaceae
Exons: 2
Biological process (GO): DNA integration
Molecular function (GO): nucleic acid binding
Source: RefSeq, a predicted model, not a curated record